CCAGUGGGUCAUGUGACGCCAAGAUGGCUGCCCGGUGGCGGCGCUCCUGAGGGAAGUGGCGGGUCCCGGGUGGUGGUGGCGGCGUGGGGCGUAGGGCGUAGGGCAUCCCCGCGUGGCUGUUGAGCGAAGCGCUGCCCCUCAGGCUCCGUGAGCGUGUGAGGGGGGAGCCAGGCCCGGGGGCGGCGAGGGCUGGGCCUUCCCGCCCGGGGCGGCGGGGAGAGCCGAGGCCUGGCAUGGGCCGGGACAGCUGCCUCCGCGGAGCUCUGUCGUAGUGGCGCCUCCUGGGCGCGGGGAAGGCUUUGCUCGUCCAUGCCGUUCACCCCCACCCGGAAAUAUGAUCAGCGCCCCCGACGUAGUGGCCUUCACCAAAGAGGAGGAGUUGGAGGAGGAGGCGUACGACGAGCCGCCUCUGCCUGAGGAAUACUCCGUGCCCCUCUACCCCUUCGCCACCUAUGGUGCCAAUCCCUGGUCCAAGCUCUCGGGCUCCAAGUUCCCCCGGGACUUCAUCCUCAUCUCCGAGUUCUCCGAACAAGUGGGACCCCAGCCCUUGCUGACCAUCCCAGAUGACACCAAAGUGUCCGGUACGUUUGAUCUCAAUUAUUUCUCCCUCCGCAUCAUGUCUGUGGAUUAUCAGGCCUCCUUUGUGGGGCACCCGCCAGGGUGCGCCUACCCAAAGUUGAACUUUGUGGAGGACUCCAAAGUGGUCCUGGGAGAUUCAAAAGAAGGAGCUUUUGCCUACGUGCACCACCUGACUCUCUAUGACCUUGAAGCAAGGGGCUUUGUGAGGCCUUUCUGCAUGGCCUACAUUUCCACCGAUGAGCACAAAAUCAUGCAGCAGUUCCAGGAGCUCUCUGCAGAGUUCUCCAAAGCCUCUGAGUGCUUAAAGACAGGUAACAGGAAAGCUUUUGCUAAUGAACUUGAAAAGAAGCUGAAAGACCUUGACUAUACUAGGACUGUGCUGCACAAUGAAACGGAGAUUCAGAAGAAAGCCAAUGACAAAGGGUAUUACACUACCCAGGCUAUCGAGAAAGCGAACGAACUAGCCAGUGUCGAAAAAUUGAUUAUUGAGCACCAAGACUUGCUGAAGCAAAUCAGGUCAUAUCCUUAUCGAAAACUGAAGGAUUCUGAUUUCCAUCCAUACGAGCCAGAGUGUGCCCCGGAUCAAGCGAAUGCAAGUUUUGAUCUGGACUCAACUACCUCCCACCAUGAUGAGCCUGGUGAAACGCAUGUAUAUGCACGGUUGCCACCCUACACCCCUAAGCUCAUCAAAGCAAAGUCUGCCAAAUGUUUUGACAAGAAACUAAAAACCCUGGAGGAGCUCUGUGACAUUUAUUUUUUCACCCAAACUCUCGAUCAGCUGAAUCAGAUAGAGCGAACUUUCAGAGGUGAUGUCUGCUACCUCUUGACAAAUCAGAUCAACAGAGCACUUUUAAAGCAGCAAACUAUAGUAAACUUCCUGUUUGAAGAUGUGUCUGUCCUAGAUGAGAAGCCAGCUGAAAAACACCCUGUUGGUUGUCAGGGUUGUCCUCAGGACACUCUCAACACCAAGAGUUUAGAAGAGUUUCCCAUCCCAAAAGUGCUGAUCAGCCUGGGAUCUUACAAGUCAAGUGUGGAGUCUGUGCCCAUCAAGAUGGAUCCAGAGAUGGAAGAUCCUCAGGAGCUAAAAGUGAGCGAUCCUCCUGCUGAGGACCACCAGGAAAACUUGGAGUACCUGGAUGCAGAUAUUAAAGGGAGCAUCAGCAGUGGGGAGAGCAUCGAGGUUUUGGGAACAGAAAAGUCUGCUUCUGUUCUGACCAAAUCUGAGAGCCAGGCCAGCUUGCCCAUCAGUUCAAGCCCCCACAUGGUUAGAAACAAAGCAGUCAGCGGAAGAACCAUCAGUGAGGACAGCAUUGAAGUCCUGAGCACGUGUCCCUCAGAAUCUCUGAUUCCGGAAGAUUUUAAAGCAAGCUACCCAAGUGCCAUUAAUGAGGAAACUUAUGCAGAUGAGGAAGAGGGAGGUAUUCACUUCAGCCCAAGUUUAAGUCCUGAUAAUUUUGAAGAGAGGGAAGGCAGGUCAGAACAGGAGCACUUGCUGCAGGUGGAUUCUGCCUGUUGUAUUGGGAAAGAGAGUCCUAGCUUCCUAGAGCCUCUGCCUGACCUGGGACGAAAGCACUGUGAUGACGAUGGUGUGGUCAGCAUUCCCCCGCAGCCAUACAGGCAGGCAGACCAGGGCCUUCACGUGAACUUCUCAGACUACUUGUCCCACGAUGGUGUCCCUGGGGGACUCCUCUCGUACGAACCCAAUUCCCAUUACUUACUGAACAGCCGAGAUGUCAGUAAAAUUAGCUUGGAUGAAUGCUCUGACUCCACAAGCUACAUGAGCAGCGCAGCUUCCACGUGCUCUGAUCGGACUCCUUCUCCUGCCCAUCCUAUCAGUCACUUCAGCGAAAGGCACAAAAAAAAAGCCGGCCAGAAUGCCUUGAGGUUCAUUAGGCAAUACCCCUUUGCUCACCCUGCUAUAUACUCUCUGCUCAGCGGGAGGACACUGGUAGUCCUGGGAGAAGACGAAGCAAUAGUAAAGAAACUGGUCACUGCUCUUUCCAUCUUCGUUCCAAAUUGCAGCGCAUACACCAAGCCCGUGAAGCACUGGGUCACUUCCCCUUUGCAUAUUGUGGAUUUCCAGAAGUGGAAGCUGAUUGGGCUGCAGAGAGUGGGGUCCCCUGCUGGAGCUAGCAUGCUGCACUCCCUGACUCGCUACAGCCGCUAUGUGAGCAUCCUGGAUGCCGACAGCAAGACUCUGCGCUGCCCCCUUUACAAGGGGACGCUGGUGCCCCGGCUGGCUGACCACCGCACACAGAUCAAGCGGGGAAGCACCUACUACAUGCAAGUUCAAGGCGCCCUCACCCAGCUGUGCUCAAAAGCCUUCCUGUAUGCCUUCUGCCACCACCUGCACUUGCCCAUCAAUGAGGCGGAGGCAGAGGAGUCCAUCGCGAGCCGCCGCAUGAACUUCCUGAAACUCCAGCUAGGGUUGGUGAAUGAAGACAUCAAAAUUGUGCAGUACCUGGCAGAGCUGCUGAAACUGCAGUACCUUCAGGAGCCUGGCAGGGGUGCCACCCCCCAGCUGCGGUUUGACUACGUCCCCAGCUUUUUGUACAAAAUCUAACGGCCUCUGGGCGGCGAGGCUACCUCCACCGAUUCUGGCACGGGUCCUCUGCGCUUAACAGCGAUGCUCUUCGCAGAUCCCUGAUGCAUUGGGGGAGGACACAGGACAGCUGGUGUGCGUGCACACAGGAGUCCCUGCUAAUCUGAGCACUGGGAGAAUCCUGCAUGGUUUCCUGGGGCUGAGAACUAGAAUGUGUCCUACCCCAUCAGCCACGAGAUCUCAAAUGGAUUGGCCAUUCCAUCUUUCAAUGCUAAAGGGACGCUGUCAGCUUGCAAACCUGUGCACUAAUGACACCGUGCCCUCCAGCCCUUAGCUGGGAGGCAUGGGGAAACCCACUGUCAUAUUGGGGCGGGUGUGAAUAGCAGGGGGCUGUCCCCCCUGCUGAUAGGAUCCUCUUCACUCAUGCUCACACUAUGCAUGUUCUUGUGACAUCAGCGAAAGCCUAAUAUGUUUUAAAAAGCCAGGUGGGUUUUGAUUGUAUUUUGCUGCCUACCAACAGCAAAUAUAAUGUCCUGCCAAUGUUGGGGGUGGGUGGGGAGGAACUUGACUCAAACCUUGCCACUGGGAUCAAGGCUUGAAAGUAUCUGUUCGCAUUAAGGAAUAGUUCAAUGUCCCUCUUGCGUCUUCUUAGCUCAUUAGCUCAUUAACAGUUUCUGGAAUUGCUCCCCAUUGAGCCUGUCGCAGGGAGAUCAAAGCGUGCAUGUUUCUGUUCCCCAGAGUUUUCUGGUUGCUCAGCUUUGCUGGAAGGACAGGUCAGCAGUGUGUCCCUGAUGGCUAGGUGACACAGCGGCCUACCCUGUUGGCACGAAUGUAGAGCACCAUGCCUUGUUUGUUUGCAACAUGCUCGUGGCUUGAGGCUUGGAUUGCAGGGUGGUGGGAGGGAUGGGGAGGCCUGCGAGUCUUUAAAGCUGGCUGAGAUUUUAGCAGCACCAGAGCAGGGUUGCCUUUAGGGACAGGUAAUAGGCAUGGGGGCUCAAGCCUGGCGACCCGGUAGGUGUUCCAGUGUCUUACAGGGAACGACGGGGCAAUUUGCCGAAAGAUGCACUGAGAGGGAGGGGGUGGGAUCAAGGAGCUUUGGGGCAGGGGCCCCAGCUUAUUGAAAAACUAGCGCUCAGGACAGGCCAGGCAUGAAUGUAACAGGUGACAUGUUUUAUCCUUUUGUAGCUGCUUGUUGGGGCCUGCGCUGUGCUUUAGGGGGAACAGGAGGUCCCCAGGCCAGCAGGCACUGCCUCCGCUCCACCUCCACCCUGGUUUGUUGUUGUUCAAUGCCAGGCCCUUGGAAUGUCUCCGCUACCUCUCCCAUGGCAUUUACCAGGCAUCUCCCUGUGGCACUGAUCAGACAGGGAGAGCUGGUCCCGUGUUGCUCUCUAUGCCAUUCCUCUCAGACUGCCGAGAGGACAGUGGUGCUGGCACAUCCAUGGGUUUGUUGUCAGCGCAUAAAGAUUCAUGCUGUGCUUUU
Messenger RNA from Gavialis gangeticus (Gharial), 4601 nucleotides. It is a transcript of the gene SMCR8, whose product is annotated as Smith-Magenis syndrome chromosome region, candidate 8. Gene Ontology annotation, cellular component: guanyl-nucleotide exchange factor complex. The record is from RefSeq and is a predicted model, not a curated record. Gene Ontology annotation, molecular function: GTPase activator activity. The transcript is spliced from 2 exons. The coding region runs from base 335 to 3142 and encodes 935 amino acids. Lineage: Eukaryota; Metazoa; Chordata; Crocodylia; Gavialidae.